ACCUGUUUUUGUUUGUACACACGUCGCUUCGCACGCACAUCGCUCUUUCACUCCACAAGUGGCGUCGAUUCCGUGUUACUCAUUUUUUAUAACAUUCCACAAAUUUGAUUGGAGUUCAAAAAGGAUAAAAACAAUAAUCUUCACCUGAAGAAGUGAAGUUCAAAUGUAAAAUAAGUGAUUGGAUAGUGCCUGCCGUAUCAUGGAUAAUUCGCUCUGUCGAUUGUGUUUGACCCCGUAUUCUGGCCUGACUUCGCUGUUCGACGAGAUGACCAUGAAGCCGAAUGUCCUGCUAAUCCAGAAGGUGCUCGAAUGUACGUCCAUUAAGAUAACAGCUGAAGACGAUUACCCAUCUUCGAUUUGUAUGGAGUGUGAAAUAAAACUCGACGAGCUGUCCUCUUUCAAAAUCCAGUGCAUCGUUAACAACGAUUACUACCGAGAAAAGCAAGCCGAAUUGCGCAAAAGACAACUAUCCUGCAGCCAACAACCUACGGAAGUGGUUUGUCUGGACGACGAUGAUGAUGAUGACGAAACAAACCAAGCGCAAACGCACGUUGUAGAAGUUCAAAUUCCGGUAGAACCGAUUUCAAAGAAAUCCCGAAUUGAACAAGUCGUCAUCGAUGAUGACGACGACCAGGACCAGGAACAGUUGAACUACGAAAGCGAACAAACCGAUUACGAGGAGUUCAACUUCGACGACUUCGAACUGGUGGAAGGUCAGGAGGAGGACCAGUACUGUCAACCGCCGGAGGAUCAGCUUAUAGACAACAACGCGAUCCUGACCUCCAUUCUGCUGGACGACGACGAGGACACCGAAAGCGGAAGCAAUAUGUUGCACUUGGAGCAGGGCCACUACGAAAAGGACUACCCGUACGAGUGCGAGUUCUGCCGGAGGCGCUACUCAUCGCUAUCGAAGCUGGAAUCGCACGUCAAGACCCACUCGCAGAACCGGAUGAAGUGCUUCAUCUGUGGCAAGUUGGUGGUGGUGCAUUUGCUGCGACAUCUCCGCUCGCAGCAUCCGGGAAUGGCAUUCCCCGAGCCCGUCCGCUGUUGGCAUUCCAAGUGCUCCGAUUCGGAUGCGGUGUACGUGGACGUGAAUCAGCUGUUGGCGCACAUGGAAACGAAGCGAAGAAGAAGGUAGAGUGUGGCUGGAUGGGAGUAUGUAUUGGAAAACAUGGAACCAAGUGCCUUUUUUUACUAUCACCACAUUAUUGAGUUGACAAUCAAAACUGUUGAGACUGUACAUAUUUUAGCGCUUACAAUAAUGGAUGCAAUAAACGAUUAUUUUUGGUCGAUGUAUUUUAAACGAA
Messenger RNA from Armigeres subalbatus, 1307 nucleotides. RefSeq lists its product as uncharacterized. Bases 200 to 1138 code for a protein of 312 amino acids. Gene Ontology annotation, cellular component: nucleus. Gene Ontology annotation, molecular function: zinc ion binding. The record is from RefSeq and is a predicted model, not a curated record. The transcript is spliced from 2 exons. Lineage: Eukaryota; Metazoa; Arthropoda; Insecta; Diptera; Culicidae.